Molecule: messenger RNA, 3165 nt
Organism: Chroicocephalus ridibundus (black-headed gull)
Lineage: Eukaryota; Metazoa; Chordata; Aves; Charadriiformes; Laridae
Gene: PYROXD2
Product: pyridine nucleotide-disulphide oxidoreductase domain 2
Exons: 16
Coding region: 1060-2847 (595 amino acids)
Molecular function (GO): oxidoreductase activity
Source: RefSeq, a predicted model, not a curated record
GGCACCCAGCAGCCUCCAGGGACAGGCAGAGAGUGGGGCUGAGAGGUUGUUGGCAAAUCACCGUUGUGCUGAAAAGUGCGUUUCCAAAGCAGGAUUUAUAGCAUUGGCUUGGCAUCGCCACCGGGCUUUGGCUGGAGAACAAAACGGUGUAGCCAAACGUGUGUGGAGGAAUGGCCCAGGGUUUGUCCCCCCUUACCCCUCACCCCCAAAUGUGGGGUGUGGGGCCCUCAAGGGGCUUGGCAGGCUAUGGGGAGGUGCAGCCCAUCCUGCACCCCCUUCUCCAUGCCCGGGCUUACGGACACCCGUCAGCCGCGGGGUGAAGCUCGGCUGUGAACGGGGGAUAAAGUGAGGCAGCUCCUGUGUUUCCUAGGCAUAUUUGGGCUCAGUGCACAUGCAAACUACCCCGAGCACAGCUGGGGAUGGGGCCAGCCCCAGGGGUCUCCAGUAGCCACUGCCCCUUGUCACUCUGUGCUGCUCGCUGGGGCUGGGGACGGCAGUUCAGGGGGCAGUGGACCGUGGCAGGGCCUUUGCCCCAUCCUGCUGGGCAGGAAUUUGCCCUGCCAAGCAACAGUGCUGGGCUCAGGGACAAGCUCACCCCCAAGCUGCCCCUUCUGCUCUCAGUGCUGUGCUUGGGGCUUGCCUGCUCGAGGGGGGACCAAGCUCCCCCUGUCCCCCAGCGCUUGUUGGCCCAUCACCCCAGCCACAUGCCCCUGGGUUCCCCCUGGAGCAGAACAGGGGCUGGGGGGGCUCUCAGGCCCCUGUCUGCCUGCCCAGCACUUUCCUGGGGUACAGGCUGGGGAGUAGCUGGCAUUCCACUGAGCACCAGGCAAGAUCUGACCCUGUCGCCUUCUCAGCGCUGGGGCUGAUCUCCAGCCCCCCCCCGCGAGUCCCUGGCAGAGCUCUGCCGCGUUCAGUGCCUUGCAAGCCCUGGGACGCAGUGUCCAGCCCUGUGCCAAGGCGUCCCCUGCCCUGGCCCCGCUGUCCCCUCCCCGUGCCCGGAAGGCCUGGGAAAAGCUCUGCGGUGAAAGCAAAGUCCAGGCUGCUGGGCUCAGGGCAGCCAUGGCCGGGCACUGCGGGGUGAUGGCAGCCGGGUUCCGAGCAAGGCUGGGCACGGGCUGCCCAUCACGCUGGCUGCAGGGCUGGCAUUUGUCACCGGGGCUGUCAGGAGCCCGGCUGGCCCAUGCCGGAGCUGCAGACCGGCUGCAGCGGGAGUACGAUGCGGUGGUGAUCGGGGCAGGGCACAACGGGCUGGUGGCAGCUGCCUACCUGCAGCAGGCAGGGGUGCGCACGGCUGUGCUGGAGAAGCGCCACGUGCUGGGUGGCGCGGCCGUCACGGAGGAGAUUGUGCCAGGCUUCAAGUUCUCCCGGGCAUCGUACCUGCUCAGCCUGCUGCGGCCGCAGAUCUACGCCGAGCUGGAGCUGCAGCGGCACGGCCUGAGAGUGCUCCCGCGGGACCCCUACUCCUUCACCCCGCUGCUGGAGGACAGGAGCCCCCCCCGCUCCCUCCUGCUGGGGCACGACAUGGCCCAGACCCAGCAGCAGAUCGCUCAGUUCUCCCAGAAGGAUGCCCAGGCUUACCCUGAGUAUGAGGCAUUCAUGGGGAGCUUGGUGUCAGCUCUUGACCCCCUGCUGGAUGUCCCCCCGGUGGAUACAGCUGCCCUGGGGCAGGGCUCCCUGCUCCAGCGGCUCAGGGCCCUGCGAGCCCUGCGGCCCCUGCUGCGGGCAGGGCUGGUGCUGGGGCGGCAGCUGCCCCGCUAUUACGAGGUGCUCACAGCCCCCAUCUCCAAGAUCCUGGAUCAGUGGUUUGAGUCGGAGCCCCUGAAGGCAACUUUGGCUACUGACGCGGUGAUUGGAGCCAUGGCCAGCCCCCACACCCCUGGCAGCGGGUACGUACUGUUGCACCAUGUGAUGGGUGAGCUGGAGGGACGGCGGGGGGCCUGGGGCUAUGUGGCUGGUGGGAUGGGGGCUCUGUCCCAAGCCAUCGCCUGCGCAGCAGCUGCCCGAGGAGCCCACAUCUUUACUGAGAAGGCAGUGUGCCACGUGCUGCUGGGCAAGGACGGGCGGGCGCAGGGUGUCGUGCUGCAGGACGGGACCGAGGUGAGGAGCAAACUGGUGCUGUCCAAUGCCUCCCCCCAGAUCACCUUCCUGGAGCUCACCCCCCAGGAAGAGCUGCCAAAGGAUUUUGUCCAACGGAUCCAGCAGGUCGACACGCGCUCUCCUGUCACCAAGAUCAAUGUGGCUGUGGAUCGGCUGCCCAGUUUCCUGGCUGCUCCCAAUGCCCGCGACGGCCGGCCCCUGCCCCACCACCAGUGCUCCAUCCAUCUCAACUGCGAGGGCACCCACCUCCUGCACCAGGCCUUCACUGAGGCCACCCAUGGGCACCCCUCCAGCAGGCCCAUGAUCGAGCUCUGCAUCCCCUCAGCGCUGGACCCAGGGCUGGCUCCACAGGGCUGCCACGUCGUGUCCCUCUUCACCCAGUACACCCCCUCCGUGCUGGCAGGCGGGCAGCCCUGGGACGAGCAGGCCAGAAACGCGUACGCGGACACAGUCUUUGACUGCAUCGAAGCCUAUGCCCCGGGGUUCAAGGCAUCCGUCAUCGGCAGGGACAUCCUGACGCCACCAGACCUGGAGAGGAUCUUCGGGCUGCCCGGCGGGAACAUCUUCCAUGGAGGGAUGUCUCUGGACCAGCUGUACUUUGCCCGGCCGGCACCAUCCUACUCAGGCUACCGGUCCCCAAUUCCUGGCUUGUACCUGUGUGGAAGUGGAGCCCACCCCGGAGGAGGAGUGAUGGGAGCAGCGGGACGCAAUGCUGCCCAGGUGGCCCUCGAGGACUUCAGGCAGCUGUGAUGGCAGUGGUGACACCAACUUUGCCUGUGCAGGGUUGUGGCUGCAGUGAACCGUGCUGUCCCAACACAGAGCUCUGCCCGUCCCCAACUUGCUUCCUGGGCACUGCAGGGCAGCAGCAUCCCCUGAGAGCCAGGGGGUGCAGGCUGGCAGGGUCCCUUGUGCUCCCAGCUGCCAUUGUCCUCUUGAACACACAGCUGCUCCCAGCCCACUGCAGCCCAGCCUUGCCCGGGUGGCUCCUGGGCACCGGGCAGCCAUGGCGAGCCUCACUCAGCCCCCACCUGCACCCAUGGAAAUAAACCUCAUCCUGGGCUCUUCUUC